UGUGGCGGCGGCGGCGGCUGUGGUAGUGACUGCGGCGGGGGCGCUUGGGCGGCAGUGGCAGCAACAGCCCCGAGGAGGGUGAGACGGCCGCGGUGGCGGCAGCUCGGAAGUCGGGCGGGACCUCGCGCUUCCCGCCUGUCGCUGGCGCUGAGGCUUCUGCUUCCCCUACUGGGUUUCUCGCCCCCGGCCCUGGCUGGGCAGGGCAGAGCGCCCCCGGGGAGGGGCGGAGCUGUAGAUAUGGCGUAAGAUAUUCAAGAUUGGACACCUGGUGACCUGAUAUUUCUGAUAGCCUUAAGCUGACUUAUAGCCAUAGAGAAAUCUCUCCGUUUUUGUUUUCUGCUUUACAUCUUUUGUGGCACCUAAGUUCACCUUGCAACCAUGUAUGGAAGUGCUCGCUCAGUUGGGAAGGUGGAACCAAGCAACCAGAGCCCUGGGCGUUCACCUAGGCUUCCCCGUUCCCCUCGCUUAGGUCAUCGUCGAACCAAUAGUACUGGAGGGAGUUCUGGAAGCAGUGUUGGAGGUGGCAGUGGGAAAACCCUUUCAAUGGAGAAUAUACAAUCCUUAAAUGCUGCCUAUGCUACAUCUGGCCCUAUGUACUUAAGUGACCAUGAAAAUGUGGGUUCAGAAACACCAAAAAGCACCAUGACACUUGGCCGUUCUGGGGGACGUCUGCCUUAUGGUGUUAGGAUGACUGCUAUGGGCAGUAGUCCCAACAUAGCCAGCAGUGGGGUUGCUAGUGACACCAUAGCAUUUGGAGAGCAUCACCUCCCUCCUGUGAGUAUGGCAUCCACCGUACCUCACUCUCUUCGUCAGGCAAGAGAUAAUACAAUCAUGGAUCUGCAGACACAGCUAAAGGAAGUGUUAAGGGAAAAUGAUCUCUUGCGGAAGGAUGUGGAAGUAAAGGAGAGUAAAUUGAGUUCUUCAAUGAAUAGCAUCAAGACCUUCUGGAGCCCAGAGUUGAAGAAAGAGCGAGCCCUUCGAAAAGAUGAAGCUUCCAAAAUCACCAUUUGGAAGGAACAGUAUAGAGUCGUGCAGGAAGAAAACCAGCACAUGCAGAUGACAAUCCAGGCUCUCCAGGAUGAAUUGCGAAUCCAGAGGGACCUGAAUCAGUUGUUUCAGCAAGACAGUAGCAGUAGGACAGGUGAACCUUGUGUAGCAGAGCUGACAGAGGAGAACUUCCAGAGGCUGCAUGCUGAGCAUGAGCGGCAGGCCAAAGAGCUGUUCCUUCUACGAAAGACCCUGGAGGAAAUGGAGCUUCGUAUUGAGACACAGAAGCAAACCUUAAAUGCUAGGGAUGAGUCCAUUAAGAAGCUUUUGGAGAUGUUGCAGAGCAAAGGUCUGUCUGCCAAGGCUACUGAGGAAGACCAUGAAAGAACAAGACGGCUGGCAGAGGCAGAGAUGCAUGUCCACCACCUAGAAAGCCUUUUGGAACAGAAGGAAAAAGAAAACAAUAUGUUGAGAGAGGAGAUACACCGGAGGUUUGAAAAUGCUCCUGAUUCUGCCAAGACCAAGGCUCUGCAAACUGUUAUUGAGAUGAAGGAUUCAAAAAUUUCCUCUAUGGAGCGUGGGCUCCGGGACCUGGAAGAGGAAAUUCAGAUGCUGAAAUCAAAUGGGGCUUUGAGUACUGAAGAACGGGAGGAAGAAAUGAAGCAAAUGGAGGUGUAUCGCAGCCAUUCUAAAUUUAUGAAAAACAAGGUAGAGCAACUGAAGGAGGAACUAAGUUCGAAAGAGGCUCAAGGGGAGGAGCUGAAAAAGAGAGCAGCUGGUCUUCAGGCUGAGGUCUUUGCCAUUGGCCAGGUGAAACAGGAGCUGUCGAGAAAAGACACAGAACUACUCGCCCUACAGACAAAGCUAGAAACGCUCACAAACCAGUUCUCCGACAGUAAACAACACAUUGAGGUGCUGAAGGAGUCCUUGACUGCUAAGGAACAAAGAGCUGCCAUCCUGCAGACCGAGGUGGAUGCUCUCCGAUUGCGUUUGGAAGAAAAGGAAACCAUGCUGAAUAAAAAGACAAAACAAAUUCAGGACAUGGCUGAAGAGAAAGGGACACAAGCUGGAGAGAUACAUGACCUCAAGGACAUGCUGGAUGUGAAGGAGCGGAAGGUUAAUGUUCUUCAGAAGAAGAUUGAAAAUCUUCAAGAGCAACUUAGAGAUAAGGAAAAGCAGAUGAGCAGCUUGAAAGAACGAGUCAAAUCCUUGCAGGCUGACACCACCAACACCGACACUGCCCUUACGACUUUGGAGGAGGCCCUUGCAGAGAAAGAGCGAACAAUUGAACGCUUAAAGGAACAGCGGGACAGAGAUGAGCGAGAGAAGCAAGAGGAAAUUGAUAACUACAAAAAAGAUCUUAAAGACUUGAAAGAAAAAGUCAGCCUGUUGCAAGGCGACCUCUCAGAGAAAGAGGCUUCACUCUUGGAUCUGAAAGAGCAUGCUUCUUCCCUGGCUUCCUCAGGCCUGAAAAAGGACUCAAGACUCAAGACACUAGAGAUUGCUCUGGAGCAGAAGAAGGAGGAAUGUUUGAAAAUGGAAUUGCAGCUGAAAAAGGCACAUGAAGCAACAUUGGAAGCUAGAGCCAGUCCAGAGAUGAAUGACCGAAUUCAGCAGUUGGAGAGAGAGAUUGCCAGGUACAAAGAUGAAUCUAGCAAGGCCCAGGCAGAAGUAGACCGCCUUUUGGAAAUCUUGAAGGAAGUGGAAAAUGAGAAGAAUGACAAAGAUAAGAAGAUAGCUGAAUUAGAAAGUCUCACCUCAAGGCAAGUGAAAGACCAGAAUAAGAAGGUAGCAAAUCUGAAGCACAAGGAACAGGUGGAGAAAAAGAAGAGCGCACAGAUGUUAGAGGAGGCCCGGCGGAGGGAAGACAAUCUCAACGACAGCUCCCAGCAGCUGCAGGACAGUCUCCGUAAGAAGGAUGACAGGAUUGAAGAGCUGGAAGAAGCACUGAGAGAAAGUGUACAGAUAACUGCAGAGCGGGAAAUGGUGCUGGCACAAGAGGAAUCAGCCAGGACCAAUGCUGAGAAACAGCUGUUGAGUGAAAUAUUGCAUGAGACCAGUCAUUUGGGCUUUAAGUGGUUCAAGGUGGAGGAGCUAUUGAUGGCCAUGGAGAAAGUAAAGCAGGAACUAGAGUCCAUGAAAGCAAAGCUGUCUUCCACUCAGCAGUCUCUGGCAGAAAAGGAAACUCAUUUGACCAAUCUUCGGGCAGAGAGAAGGAAACACUUAGAGGAAGUUCUAGAGAUGAAAUUCAAAAGCAGGCCCUUGUAUGUGCUAGGCAAGCACUCUGCCACCACCAUCAAUACCAGUACUUGGGGGCUGGGGAUGUGGCUCAAGCGGUAGCACGCUCGCCUGGCAUGCGUGUGGCCCGGGUUCGAUCCUCAGCACCACAUACAAACAAAGAUGUUGUGUCCGCCGAAAACUAAAAAAUAAAUAUUAAAAAAUUCUCUCUCUCUCUCUUUCUCUUAAAAAAAAAACAGUACUUGGCAAUUUUUUUUUAAUACUUACUAUAAACAUUUUGAAAAGUAUAGAAAAAAUAGAGUAGUCUAAUGAACCUCCAUUUACCUGUCCUUCAGAUUCAACAGUUAACAUUUUGCUACACUGGAAGCCAGCAGUAUUUUACAAAAUGGUCACUUUUAGCAAAAGUUUGCUGUACCUCAUUUUCCUAUUUGCUCCACAUCUGUGGAUUCCUGAGACUGUCAUUGUUGUGAAGUAUAUAUACAUCUUCUACUACAUAAUAGAUGCUUCUUUUUCUCCUCCGUGACCUUCUGUUUAGAACACAUCUCUCUAUUAAAUGUCCAAUAAUAAUCCAAUAAAUGCCAUUUACCAUUGAUAACCAUUUACCAUCCUUACCUAAAGACCUAUUCCCAUUUUAAUAAAACCAAGUCUAACAUGAGAUCUCUUAGUUACCAGUUGUCUGUGUUUUUGUUGUUGUCUGUCUUUGAGGAGGUGUUCUUUUUCCUUUAUAAGGCCGGCUGCUUAUCUUUGUAAGAAAUUUUAAGCACUGGUUGCUCCUCUGCAAUAUUCCUUUAUUUGUAUUCUCUCACAUUUAUGUUCACUUUAUUUUUUUAAUGUUUAUUUUUUAGUUAUAGAUGGACACAGUAUCUUUAUUUUAUUUUCAUGUGGUGCCAAGGAUCAAACCCAGUGCCUCACGCAUGCUAGGCGAGCACUAUAUCUCUGAGCCACAACCCCAGCACCUAUGUUCACAUUCUUUUAUUUCCUUCUUUGUAUUUUAUUUCUUCCUCUCUGGCUAAAAUAAAUACAUGUUUUUCAACCUGACUCAUUUAAUCUGUCAUCACCUCUUCUUUUCUGCUACUUUGAAUUAUCAAUAAAUUUUGAACACCUAUAUAAUAGACAAGGAUCUUGCCAUAGUAAAUAGCUUUUGAGUUUUCAUGAGACAUGACUACUGUGAUACAGUGAUAGCAACUCAAGGGUUGAGGAAGUGAGUGUUAAGCUGUUACCUGUGAUUUCAGGUUGGAAUGGCAUAGUGCAAGGUUGAGAGAAGAGUGUUACAGAUGAUAUGCUUUUGGAACAAAUGAGUAAGUGAAGCCAGAAAUAGACAGAUGUCCUAGGACAGUAGAGAUUAUGGUUCUGAGUAUCACUGUGAGAAAAAUUAUUACAAGUAUACUUGUUAGGAACAAGUUAGUGAAAGAGGUUUUAGAUAAGAGUUUUGUCACUGUAGGCAAAAUUCAAAGCUUAACAUUUCGGAGGUAAAGUAGUAGAGAUAAUUAUUUGGCAGUAGAGAGUGAAAUCAUUAGAUGUGAGUAUGUCUGGGAACCAUUCUAGAACAUCUUAAGAAACAGAGGUGAGAAAAAAAUUGAAUCAGAUCUCUAUGCUUUUAAGAAAAUGGAGUCAGGAUGGAGAUAAUGUUGGGGAAAACACGGUAUCAUUUGUGAUAUUCCUAUGGAGAAACAGCCUUAUUAAAAGCAGCAAUAUAUUGUUCUGUUUUCUCUAAGCACCAACAUAUGGCUUGUCAGGUCUUUUACCCUCAGUUUAAAUAGCUACUUUUAUACAAGUAGAAGUCUAUUUCCCUUUAUCAUUAGAACUUUGAGAUGAUAUGAAAGAAUUUUAAGAAUGCUCAAGUAAAAAGAGAAUUGUAUGUGAUUUAUUUUUCUAUCACAGUACCAAACUUUAUUCCUUGCUAUCCGAGGUUUUAUUUCUAGAAAAUAAAUACUAUGAUUGGCAGAAUGUUAUUGGUAUUAUGUUGUAUGUUAUACUCAUACAAUAAGCCAUAGGAUAAUGGAAGGAUAUAGAGGAAUGAUAAACAAUAUAAAAAUUUUUAAAAAUAAACAUUAAAUAAAAGUUCUAGAAAUACAGUGUUAAAACCUGGAUCUGAGGACUGAUUAUUUUCUUGACUCACCUUCUUCAGUUGCUCAAGGUGCCUUAAUGUGGCAUCUUGAUAUUCUUAGGCAGAUUUUUCACAAGUUUUGUGUCACGCAGAUUGUAACAUUUUUUUAAGUUUUUAAAAGACUUUAAUUUUACCUUGUUGCCGUUUACUUUCAAAUUUUAUUAAGAUGUUUGUCCACUAACUUCCAUUUAAUAAAUUACAUCAGUACUUUAGGCCUAAUUAAUUUGUUGAGAAAGUGUUAGCUCUUACCCAGUUUCUAUUUGUACUGCCUUAUAGACAUGUGGUUCUACCAGGGGUAGGGAGCAUCAUUUAUUCUCUUCUUUCCAUAUAGAACAGUAAUUUGAAAAAUUCCUAUACUCUUUUGAAAAAAAAUAUGUUUUUAAAGUUUAGCUUUCAAUAUAAAGUAAUGAUUCAUAGAGCCUCUACUAAAAACUCCACAGUUAAAUCUAAGUGUAAUUAUACUAAAAGCACCAUAAAUGACGUAUCAUGGGUUCGAAAUACAGUAAAUUUUCAAUUCCUUUUCACUGUGUAGCUGACUGAGGAAAUAGUCUUUCCUCUUCUAUGUUCUGAACUCCUGCUGUCUAUAUUUUGAGCAAAUUCUAAUUAUCUGGCCUGGGCUAAAGGUGCCUCAGUUUCCAAAAAUUUGUUCAGAAUAUGUUCUGUUGUCAGUUUGUAAGGAGGGUUUUACCCUGCAGAGAGCAUGAUUGUAUGUGUCUGAGUACUUUUGAUACUAAGAAAAGCAGAGUUCCAAGCCAGGUGUGGUGGUACAUGCCUAUAAUCCCAGCAACUUAAGGAAACCGAGGCAGGAGGACCUCAGGUUCAAAGCCAGCUUCAGCAAUUUAGUGAGACCCUAUUUCAAAAUUAAAAAGGGGUGGGGAUGUAGCCCAGUGGUAGAACACCCCAGUGUAAUUCCCAAUUCUGGGGUACGGAGUGGAAAGAGAAAGCAUACUUCCUACAAUAAAAGAACCUGAAUCUGAGUUCUGUCUCUGCCACUUAUUAGCUCCAUGGCCUCAGCAAGCUAUUUAACCUGUCUGCACUCAUUAGUCUUCUCAUUUUAAAACAGCAAUAAUAGUUCCUGCUUCAUAAAAGUUUUCUUAUAAAUUAAACAAUAAAUUAGUAAUAUAAAGAAUUAAGAACAGAAAGCACUUAUAACUAUGCUUUUACUGUAAGUUUUUUCUUGCUGAUGAUUUAUAUGAAAACAAAAUUAUUUAAGUAGAGUUUAAGAGGAGAAAGGCAACAUCCUUCCUGUGGCUAUUGACAACAACAGAUUCUUCACUCUAUAGUCAAUGUAGGACUCAUUGUAUUUUUAAAGGUUUAAGUUAUUUCAUUUGAAUUAUUUAAUUAUCAAAAGCAAAAGAACUUGCUCAGUGUAAGUAGAGAAAUUGAUAAGUAGAAGAAAUAUGAAGAAAAUGCAACAUGCAAAGAGCCUGAUAAAUGCAUAUGUAUGACUCUGGAUCUAGAAUAAGAAAUAGGCUUCCCUGAGGAAAAGACACUUGGCAUUGGUGUGAAUUUACUUUGUAUUCAACCAGUGAAUAUACUUUGUAUAAAACCAGUGAAAAUUGUACCGUGUAUGUGUAAUAUGAAUUGUAAUGCAUUCUUCUGUCGUAUAUAAAUUUAAAAAAAUUAAUUUUAAAAAGAUAGUUGGCACAUUUCUGUAGGGAAUUCUUCAGCAAAGCACUAGAAUACUCUAGUUUUCUGGAAUAAUCCUGACCUCAUCAAACCAAAGGAAAUGGCCUAAGUUCUUUUCCAUACCUAGCAUUUAAGAUUGUCAUUUUCACGUGUCUGUUACAGAUAAAUGGUGGUUAUGAGUUUGGAGAGAGGUAAGACUGUGCACUUGGUAGUUUGCCAGUGGUUCAUUAGAAACAUUUGAGUUUGUUAGCCAUCCCUGAAGAGAAGGAACAUUUAUGUUGGCAGAUUGCACCAUGGUUCUUCUUUUCCUUGUGUUGUGGUUUUGUUAGCCAUUAUUUUUUAUUCUACUUUUCUAGUAGCUCUUUUCCCUUAAGAAAGAAAGGGUAAAAGAGAGUGAGAGAAAAAUAAUAAAAUAACAGCUGUAAUAAGUUUUAAGUAUCAAUUGAGGUCAUGGGGUUCACUGUUAAAAAAUUGUGGAUGAGCUGGUUCAUUUUCCAUUGCCUUAGCAUUCAAACUCCUUCAGUCCUACCCUAUAUGGGCAUGAAGAGUAAAGAUGAAAAGACAAUUCUGAUUUUUGAUAAAAUUUUUAUCAAGCUAAGAAUUCCCCCCCCCCUUGGGAGCCAGUUUGUUCAGGAAAGGGAUGGAAGGGUAUUUUAGGUUCUUUGAGAAUGCAGAGUUGUCCAGUAAGUAGCAUCCUGUAUCCAGACUACUAGUAGCUGUCUCUACCCUGAGCCAUUGUGUUCAUUUACCACAUGUACAUGUGCUGCCUCUCUUGUUCACUCUCUGCCUGUGAGCCUGCAUUUAAUACUCUUUAAAGCAAACAAUGAAAUGAAUUGAUAGGAAUAAAUUAAUCACUGUGUUGAUUGGGAGCUUAAAAAUUCAAAAAUAGUUACUUAAAAGAUAAUCUCGACACAUGGGUGAAAAUGUAAAACAUUAGAAUCUCCUGAACUGAUCCUAUAGACAUGUCCAGAAGACCUGUUUUCUCUCUCUCCCUCUAGUUUUUUCCCACGUUUUCUUAUUGUGCAUUAUAGUUGUACAUAAUGACAGGAUUUGUUGUAUAAUGACAUAUUUGUACACAGUAUGACAAUGUAAUUCCGUCAGUAUCACUCUGUAGCAUUUCCCCCUUUCCUCCCUACCUCACUUGGUCCCUUUCUUCUCAUGAUUUCCCUUUGAUAUUUUCAGGGGAUCCACCCCACCUUUAUUUUUCUUUUUCCUCUCUAGCUUCUGCAUAUGAGAGAAAAAAUGAUCCUUCACCCUUUGAGUUUGACUAAUUUUACUUAACAUAAUGAUCUCUAUUUCCAUCCAUUUUCCUGCAAAUAACAUAAUUUUACUUUUCUUUAUGGUUGAAUACAAUUCUGUUGUAUAUAUGUACCACAAUUUCUUUAUCCAUUUAUCUAUAGAUGGAUAUCCAGGCUGGUUCCACAGUUUGACUGUUGUGAAUUGUGUUGUUAGAAACAUGGGUUAUACAUGUGUUACCAGUAAGAUGACUUUAUUUCUUCAGGAUCAAAACUGAAAAGUGGUAUAGCUGGGUCAUAUGGUGGUUCCAUGCCUUGUCUUUGAGGAGCCUCCAUACUGAUGUCCAUAGUGGUCAUCCUAAUUUAUAAUCUUACUAACAGUGAAAAAGUGUUCCUUUUCCUCCACAUCUUCUCCAGCAUUUAUUAUUAUUUGUAUUCUUGACUGCCAUUCUGACUGGAGUGAGAUGAAAUCUCAGUGUAAUUUGAUUUGCAUUUCCCUAAUUGCUAAUGAUGAACAUUUUUUCAUGUAUUUGUUGACCAUUUGUAUUUCUUCUUUUGAGAAGUGUCUGUUUAGUUCAUUUGUCCUUUAAUUAACUGUAUUAUUUAAUUUUUUGGUGUAAGUUUUUUGAGCAUUUUAUACAUUCUAGAUAUAAAUCCUCUCUUAGAUGAGUAGUUAGCAAAAUUUUCCACCCAUUCUGUAGGUUCUUUCUUCGUAUUCCUAAAUGUUCCCUUUGCUUUGCUAAUGAUUUUUUUAACUUACUUAUUUGCAUAGGUAGCACUUAAAAUGUUAUGCAUUUUAGGGUUACAUUUUCCACAAUAAGCAUUAAAUACUAGUUUGCUCUCUGCUAACCGUCUGCACCACCUCCCCAUCAAAACCAAGUCAACAAACAAUGUAAACUCUUCUGUAACAGCAGUUUUAAAAUCAUAGAUUGCACUUUUUCCUGGUUUCCAAGCCUGUGGCAUUGCUACAUGGGUUGCACAAAAAAAUUUCUGUUUCUACACUAAUAGAUGAAAACUGCUGACAUUUUAAAAUCAUGGCAAAGCAUUUUACAAUGCCUGCACUUCUAAGAGGACAAAAGAGAAAAUAAAUAUGAACAACAAAUCUUCAUGUUUGUUUGUUUGUUUGUUUGUUUAAAAAAGAGGAGGGCUGGGGCUGGGGCUGGAGCUCAGUGAUAGAGCGUUCGCCUGGCAAGUGUGAAGCACUGGGUUCAAUCCUCAGCAUCACAUAAAAAUAAAAAAUAAAGGUAUUGUGUUCACCUACAACUACAAAAUAAAUACAUUUAAAAACAAAAAAAAAAAGGAGAAAGUCCCUGAGAGGGCAUCCAGGGAAGAAGUUAAGGCAACUAACUCAAUAAAAAUAACAAAGAAGCCAGCACAGUGGCAAGUUCUAAGCCAGCCUCAGCCAAAAAGCAAGGCACUAAGCAACUCAGUGAGACUCUGUCUCUAAAUAAAAAUACAAAAUAGGCCUGGGGAUAUGGCUCAGUGUUGAGUGCCUGAGUUCAAUCCCCGGUACCACCCCCUCAAAAAAUAAAAUAAAAAUAAAACAACAAUGAAGCAACAUAUCUUACAAUGAAUCAAUUUCGGGAAGCUGAGCAUCAUACUAGACAACAGUGUUAUUAUAAGGGGCUAAUGUUUGCAACCUGAAAUAUUCACCCAAUUUUUCCUAAGCACAAGAAAAUGGUAAUUGUUGACCAAAAACAAUAAGGAAUGAUUUUAUGUCUGAGGUGAUUCUUGAUGGACUACCAUGUGUAUGACCAGAUUUCCCUAAAGAAAAGGUACUCUGGCAGACAUGAUUCAGUGUGUAAUUUAUGUUAUCUUUAAUUUACAUUUUUAAAUUACAUUCUAAUUUCAAACACGUGUGCCAACCAUUGGGAAAGAAAGUUAUUGACAAUUAUAUAUUAAUUACUUGUCUAUACUUGUGUUAGUCAACUUUCUGUGACUGUAACAUAUGCCUGAGAUAAAUAAAUAAACUUUACAAAGAGGAAAAUUUAUUUUGGCUUAGAGUAUUUACAGGUAUUAGUCCAUCGUCAGUUGGCCCCUUUACUUUUAGACCUGAAGUGAGGCAGCACAUCAUGACACGGAGCAUGUAGGAAACUAGAGCUAUUCUCCUCAUGGCCAGGAAUGAAAGAGAAAAAAAGGAAGAGAUUAGGAUCCCACUGUCCCCUUUGAAUGCCCACUCCCAGUGACUUAAAACCUCCCAUUAUGCCCUACCUCAAGUUUCCAUUGCCUCCAGUAGGCUGAGCCAGGGAUUAAGCCUUCAACACAUGGGCCUUUGGUGAACAUUCAAACUAUAGCAUCAUCUUACUGUUAGGGUUUAGAUAUCAGGUGUCCCCCAAAAGCUCAUGUGUGAGACAAUGCAAGAAAGUUCAGAGGUGAAAUAUUUGGGCUAUGAGAAUCUUCUCAUAAUCAGCUCAUUAAUCCACCUGAAUGGAUUAACUGGUGAUAACUAGGCGAGGAGGUGGGUCACUUGGAGCAUGCCUUUGGGAUUUAUAUUUUUGUCCCAGGUGAGCAGAACUCUCUUUGCUUCCUUGUUACCAUGUCCUGGGCUGCUUUCCUCCCCACACUCUUCCCCUGUGAUGUUCUGCCUCAUCUCAGUCCCUGGCUAUGGAGUUGGCUGUCAAUGGACUGAGACCUCUGAAACUAUGAGCAAGAAGAUGGUCAGGCUAUUUGGGGAUAUGAUAGGUGAUCAAUACAUUAUGCUUUAAAUAAUUAAAAAGAAACUGUAUUUUAAAUUAUUUUCCCCUGAUAACCUAUAGUAUUUCAUUUUAAAAAUGUUUGUAAGGUUGCUGACAUUUUUUAAAAAUCCCAUUUGGGGAUGUAUGACGACAUAAUGUUCUAGCACAACAUUAUAAAUAGUCAUGCAAAUUAUACAAGAGUGACAAUUUGGGAGGAAAUCCAAAAUUGAAAUGCAUUCUAAGUUACAUAAUGAUGUGCGUACUUUUUGCAAAGCCAUAUGUAUUUAUGCUUCCGCCAGAAGCACCCCCCUUUUUGUCAUUAGACAUAUGGUAAAGAACUUUUAUUGGGAUUGGAAGCAUUUGUCACAGUGGACUAAAAUACUGAGGUUUAAAUAUGCUAUAGCAAAUCCACAUAAAAAUAAAAGUUUCCUACCCUUGAAUUGGCU
This is a messenger RNA of Marmota monax (woodchuck), 11317 nucleotides long. RefSeq names its product ELKS/RAB6-interacting/CAST family member 1 (gene Erc1). Gene Ontology annotation, cellular component: cytoskeleton of presynaptic active zone. The coding region runs from base 379 to 3327 and encodes 982 amino acids. Gene Ontology annotation, biological process: neuromuscular synaptic transmission; regulation of synaptic plasticity; maintenance of presynaptic active zone structure. The transcript is spliced from 18 exons. Lineage: Eukaryota; Metazoa; Chordata; Mammalia; Rodentia; Sciuridae. Gene Ontology annotation, molecular function: structural constituent of presynaptic active zone. The record is from RefSeq and is a predicted model, not a curated record.